ACGCGCUCAUUCACUUGACCGUAGCGGGCUGGCUCGUAGCGUGAUGUGGCUAAGCUAGCUGUCACUCAGUCAGUCAGCCACCGGAUGUUCCCGGACGCACGUCGUCGUCGGCAGUCUUGACAUUCCCCUUAAACAUUCCCGGACGAAUUCGUGUCGACUGACCAGAGUCCGCGAAUUCACGUCCGACUCCCUGGUGCUCAUCGAGCCUUUCCCUCCCAUCCUGCCGCCGCCACACCGCUAGCGCUGCUUAGCUUGCCGGCUAACGAGAGUGCGGAGAGCCGAGGGCCGGACAAGUGGAGAGCCCUGAACUGAAGGACCACACCCAGACAAGAUGUCCCUUCACCAAUUUCUACUGGAGCCCAUCACCUGCCACGCAUGGAAUUGCGACAGGACACAGAUUGCCAUCAGCCCCAACAACCACGAAGUUCAUAUUUAUAAAAAGAGUGGGAACCAGUGGGUCAAGACUCACGAGCUGAAGGAGCACAACGGACACAUUACAGGCAUCGACUGGGCCCCCAAGAGCGAUCGCAUAGUGACGUGUGGUGCUGAUCGCAACGCGUACGUUUGGUCACAGAAGGAGGGCAUAUGGAAGCCCACGCUGGUCAUCCUCAGGAUCAACAGGGCCGCCACCUUUGUGAAGUGGUCUCCACUGGAAAACAAGUUCGCGGUGGGCAGCGGUGCGCGACUCAUCUCUGUCUGCUACUUUGAGUCGGAGAACGACUGGUGGGUGAGCAAGCACAUCAAGAAGCCCAUCCGCUCCACCAUCCUCAGUUUGGACUGGCACCCCAACAACGUGCUGUUGGCUGCCGGGUCGUGCGACUUUAAAUGCAGGGUGUUCUCAGCAUACAUUAAAGAGGUAGAGGAGAAGCCAGGUCCUACCCCUUGGGGCAGCAAAAUGCCAUUCGGGGCUGUUCUAGCAGAGUUCGGAGGAGCAGGAGGAGGAGGUUGGGUCCAUUCUGUGUCCUUCUCAGCCUCUGGGAACCGCCUGGCGUGGGUCAGCCACGACAGCACAGUCACUGUGGUGGACAGCGCCAAGACUGCCUGUCCUUUGCAAUUGAAGACUGAGUUCCUGCCUCUUCUCAGUGUCUGCUUUGUGUCAGAGAACAGCCUAGUAGCAGCGGGCCAUGACUGCUGCCCCAUGCUGUUCCGCUGUGAUGAUGGUGGUGCGCUAACCUUCGUGUCCAAGCUGGACCUGCCCAAGCAGAGCAUCCAGAGAAACAUCUCGGCCAUGGAGCGCUUCCGCAACAUGGACAAGAGGGCCACCACCGAGGACCGCAACACUGCGCUGGACACACUGCACCAGAACAGCAUCACCCAAGUGUCUAUCUAUGAAGGAGACAAAAGGGACUGUCGCAAGUUCUGCACCACUGGCAUUGAUGGCGCCAUGACCAUUUGGGACUUUAAGAGUCUAGAAGCUUCUAUCCAGGGUCUCCGCAUCAUGUGAAGAAAUUUUGUGAACGGAAAAAUAGUGGAGACGCUGCGACCUCGCCUACUCACCCACUCAUUCCUACCCCACAAGUAACACAUACACGUUAUCGAGUGUCUGCCGAUGCACUGAUCAGGCUAUCUCACGUACACACACACACGCAUACAUAUAUAUAGCUACACACACACACACACACACACACACACACACACACACACACACACACACUGAACUGAUGUGUGACAUCACUGUUGAUUUUGUUUAGUUGCUGUCAUUUGAAUUUAAAUGAAGCCGGAGAGGAAGGGAGGAGGUUCUGUAUUAUUAAAAAAGUGAAGUGUGUUUUUUAUGUUCUCUAACCUCCUAGUUCCAAAAGUUCAACACUAAGCUAAGUUUUAUCACAAAGAUGAAGAAAAAAAAUCUGACUGAAUAUCACCACUGCUGGGCCUACACGUGAAUAUAUCAGCGAGGCGUCAAGGUUACGGACGUUUUCCGUCACUCUCCACCUCGCCGUCGCGGCUCUGUAGUAGUUAGGAGCUCACGUAAGAUGGAGGAUGUUUGUUUAAAGUGAGGUUAAAUAAAGUUGAGAAAGCAUUUACAGAA
This is a messenger RNA of Corythoichthys intestinalis (scribbled pipefish), 2026 nucleotides long. RefSeq names its product actin-related protein 2/3 complex subunit 1A. The transcript is spliced from 11 exons. Gene Ontology annotation, biological process: Arp2/3 complex-mediated actin nucleation. NCBI's taxonomy places the organism in Eukaryota, Metazoa, Chordata, Actinopteri, Syngnathiformes, Syngnathidae. Gene Ontology annotation, cellular component: Arp2/3 protein complex; actin cytoskeleton. Gene Ontology annotation, molecular function: actin filament binding. Bases 332 to 1444 code for a protein of 370 amino acids. The record is from RefSeq and is a predicted model, not a curated record.